Echinops telfairi (small Madagascar hedgehog) is the source of this 1025-nucleotide messenger RNA. It is a transcript of the gene PQBP1, whose product is annotated as polyglutamine binding protein 1. Gene Ontology annotation, cellular component: nuclear body; cytoplasm. NCBI's taxonomy places the organism in Eukaryota, Metazoa, Chordata, Mammalia, Afrosoricida, Tenrecidae. Gene Ontology annotation, biological process: alternative mRNA splicing, via spliceosome. Bases 133 to 951 code for a protein of 272 amino acids. The transcript is spliced from 7 exons. Gene Ontology annotation, molecular function: protein binding; ribonucleoprotein complex binding. The record is from RefSeq and is a predicted model, not a curated record.
AAGGGUUCAGGAAGCAAAGACCUCCUGGGCUCUGGGAGUGCAGAGCUGUGUGGGCCUGGCGAGCUCGCCGACGUGACAGCCUCUCACUGCCCACGAACCUAGUGGUAACGUCAGGACUUUCGGCUAUUCACUAUGCCACUGCCCGUGGCGCUGCAGACCCGGCUGGCCAAGAGAGGCAUCCUCAAACAUCUGGAGCCCGAGCCAGAGGAAGAGAUCAUUGCUGAGGACUAUGAUGAUGACCCAGUGGACUAUGAGGCUACCCGGUUGGAGGGCCUGCCACCCAGCUGGUACAAGGUGUUUGAUCCUUCCUGCGGGCUCCCUUACUACUGGAAUGUGGACACAGACCUUGUGUCCUGGCUUUCCCCACAUGACCCCAGCUUCGUUGUCACCAAAUCUGCUAAGAAGCUCAGAAGCAGUAAUGCAGAGGUUGAGGAGAAGUCGGACUGGAGCCAUGAUAAGCCCGACCGGGCCCACGACAAGCCCGACCGGGCCCACGACAAGCCCGACCGGGCCCACGACAAGCCCGACCGGGCCCAUGAGAAGCCGGACCGGGCCCAUGACAAAUUGGACAGAGAUCGAGAGCGUAGCUAUGACAAGGUAGACAGAGAAAGAGAGCGGGACAAAGAUCGAGACCGUGACCGCGGGUAUGACAAAGCAGACCGAGAAGAGGCUAAAGAACGGCGUCACCAUCGCCGGGAGGAGCUUGCUCCAUACCCCAAGAGCAAGAAGGUGGCAAGCCGAAAGGAUGAGGAGUUAGAUCCCAUGGACCCCAGCUCAUACUCAGAUGCGCCCCGGGGCACAUGGUCAACAGGGCUCCCCAAGCGGAACGAGGCCAAGACAGGUGCAGACACAACAGCAGCCGGACCCCUCUUCCAGCAGCGCCCAUACCCGUCCCCGGGGGCUGUGCUCCGGGCCAAUGCCGAGGCCUCCCGAACCAAGCAGCAGGACUGAGCCAGUGCACAGCAGCCCUGGGUUGGAGGGGCAGGGUUGGAGGGUGUUUAAUAAAAGCUUUUCUUGGGAUCAUG